AUGGAAACAGCAUCGAAACUGUGUUUCCAUUUUUCAAUAAUCGACAGUUGGAACAAAGGACGGUCUUCAUCUGUUGGUGGGACUGGAUACAGAAAUGAAGGAGCAAGGGGGCGUCGAAACUAUGGCGGCAGCGGCGGCAGGGGAUAUAGCCGGGGAGAGUUUGGCAACAGGAGCAGCAAUGGAGGAUAUUCAAACCACCGUGGAGGUGAUGGAUAUCAGAGGGGUGAGCACAUGGGUGCUGGUGGUGGCCGUGUGAACCGCUCUGGUGAACGAACUUUCAAUGCAGCCGCAGCCAAGAAUGUGGCACCAAGGGUACUAUCUGCCCCUGCUUGA
Messenger RNA from Hibiscus syriacus, 333 nucleotides. RefSeq names its product H/ACA ribonucleoprotein complex subunit GAR1-like. NCBI's taxonomy places the organism in Eukaryota, Viridiplantae, Streptophyta, Magnoliopsida, Malvales, Malvaceae. The transcript is spliced from 2 exons. Bases 1 to 333 code for a protein of 110 amino acids. The record is from RefSeq and is a predicted model, not a curated record.